CCGGCCCUAGUAAUUAAAUAUAAAGUACUAUAUAAAUUACGACGUAAUAAAGUCGUUACCGGUUUAGAAUUAGAAAUUAAACCCGAACGUAAUAUAAUAAAUAAAAAUAAUAAGAAGUUUAGGUUUAUAUUAAGAUCGCUCGUUAUUAUUAUUAUAACUUAG
Molecule: messenger RNA, 162 nt
Organism: Colletotrichum lupini
Lineage: Eukaryota; Fungi; Ascomycota; Sordariomycetes; Glomerellales; Glomerellaceae
Exons: 1
Source: RefSeq, a predicted model, not a curated record